This is a messenger RNA of Drosophila kikkawai, 3236 nucleotides long. RefSeq lists its product as uncharacterized. Gene Ontology annotation, cellular component: nucleus. Gene Ontology annotation, biological process: positive regulation of protein phosphorylation; cell population proliferation; DNA damage response. The record is from RefSeq and is a predicted model, not a curated record. NCBI's taxonomy places the organism in Eukaryota, Metazoa, Arthropoda, Insecta, Diptera, Drosophilidae.
ACAAGUGUCGUCUUUCGGCUUGAUAAGAAGAGCCGCCCGCAAUCAAGCGAUUUCAUUAUUUUGUGGAACAAUUGCAAGCCAAAAGUAUGCCCUAGGAGGAAUCGGCAGGCACAAAGGUAGUCACUGUGGAACACCAGCGAAAAGAUGCAGAAGCAAGAGGAGGUGCUGUCGCGCCUGCGCCAGAUAUUUGACAUAUUUUUGCGCGAUAACUUUUCCACAACCAACAAUGUUUACUUUGAGAAACUCCUCACCCACUUGCAGGCCAAGGAGAACGCGUAUGUGCUGGAGGCCCCAUUUGUGGUCGAAUGGGUGGACAAGUGCAUCACCAUGGUGGUGGAGGACUUCAACAAAAUCCACCCAAAGGUCAUCUCGUUCAUGCUAAAUCUGAGCAGCUAUCUGGCGCACAACGAGUGGAUGAUUGUGCGACUGCGGGAGCUGGAUAUUGUGAACAGAAUCAUAAAACUGCUGCAGUCGGGGGAUCGCAACUUCAGCCCUUCAAUAAAGCUGGGCGGCAUUCGUCUGAUGAAGGCCAUAAGCAGGUAUAGCAUGGGGCUCGCGUUUCUGCGCAUCCACCGCGCCUGGCAGCUGCUCAUCCAGUACUCCAACAACGAUCACACCCUGUACGUGGUGCGGGAGGCCAGGGCGGUGCUCUACGAUGUGCUGUACAAGUCCUGCGACAAGUUGCACGACAAGGCCGUGACACUGGAGAUCCUGUCCGAGAUCCUGCAGCCCAUCCACGACAAUCUGUACAAGAAUACCGACAGCGAGGAGCGAAUCCACAUUAAGGUGGACGACAACGAACUGCUGCACAAGAUCUCUGCUACGCUGGACCUGCUCUCCUACAUCCUGCAACAGACGCUGGUGCUCGAGGAGCGGACCAGCCUAAUUGCGCUGCUCAAGGAGUACCACGACUUCGAAAUAACCAUAUGGAAACUGAUCGACAUGACGCACAAUCCGUACUUCAUCGAGAAGAUAUUUACAACGCUCAGCAGCUAUAACUUUGCCCUGCUGAUGCACGAAAAGCUGCUGAAUCUGGACUCUGCCGAGCCCCCCGAAGAGUUCACCGAGUUCGGGCUGUCGUUCUUCAAUCUCAUGAAAUUCUUUAUCACCCGCAAGGACGGCGUGAGCUUUGUCAAGCUGGCGGAGCUGAAUCACGUGCUGUGGAAGAAGCUCGGAGCGCGUGCGCCCAAGGAGAUAGUUAUACAGCAGGAGCGUGUCACUUUCGAGAACCAACUUAUUUGCUUUCACAUGCUGCCGCUGCUAUUCUCCAUGAAGUACGCCCAAAAGAUCAACGACGAGGAGAACAAGGUUGACGUUUUCGACGCCUAUGUUGUCAAGCUGCUGGAGAUAUCCUGCGAGCAGACGCUGCGACUUUGCUACACGAUGCGAGACGCUUUUUUCACGGCGGACGGCACAUCAGUUGGUCUGGUGACACCUGGGCUGGCGAACAAGUGCAUCCACAGUUUGCUGGCCUUGGAGAAGGUGCUUGAUCGGGAGCAGGCGGUCACUGUCUGCCAAGCACUGUUCUAUGUCCUCCGCGAGGCUGUCGCCUUGAGCGUAAUAACCAACAAUAUGCAGGAUGACUGCCACAGCGUUAGCAGUGCCGGCAGUUCCUACCUAGAAAUGUACCCCCGUGGCACUGAGUUGGUCGUCAACGAUCCGAAGGUUCUGCACUCCGUCAUGGUGGGUCUUCGUACUCUAAUCGAACGUUUCAAGAUCACCUGGAAAGAGUCGGUGGAGACUAUUGGCCUAGUAAACUGUCUGGCGUUUGUUCUGGAGAACACCAACAUGGAUGCCAGGUGCACUGUCCAGGCCUUAAAACUCGUUCAGCUGGCUGUAGAGCACUUCCUAUCACCAAAUAUGGCUCUGCUGGUGGACAAUUUGCAGGGCUCGGCGCUGGUUUGCCUGGGUCCCAUCAUAGUAAAGCGGAUGCACGACACCAUGUGGGAAGUGCGUGACACCACGCUAGAGUUGACCACCUCCAUUGCUAGUAUCUCCCGCAUCAAGUUUCCCGCCUUUCAACGAUUUCUAAUCGACUCAAAGAUACCUCCAAUAGUGUACGAAAUGGCGAAGAACGAUUCGGAGAACUAUGUCCGCGCAUCGGCCUUUAAGUGCCUUUCGCAAAUGGUAUCAAUUAAUCUGCUGUGGGAGAAUGGGCUUAGUCAACUCGAUCUUGUGGAUCAUCUGCUGUUUGUGAUGUAUCGUGAGAACGAUGAUAUUGUGCGCUCCGAGGCCGUGGUCACCCUGAUGAAGAUUUACGAGCACCGUAAGAUCCAUAACAAGUACAAGAACACGCUAUUUUCAACACUCAACUACUGUGUGGCCGGGGAUCACCACUCGGAAGUGAAGAUGAGAGCGUUGGAGUUUUGGCGUCGGGAGUUCUAUCGUCAGUUUAGCAAUCAGGGCAUGAUUGAUGGUGUUUUUCCCACGGUUACCUUUUCCAAGGAGCAAAAGAAAAUCGUCACGCUGACGGAGAAGGAAAUUCAAACGAGCAUUGCCAAGGUCUUUGGCGAGAUGCAACAGUACGGAUACUUCGGCAUCAUGCUAAAGUGCCUGCGCGAGGAGGCCUCAAUGGAAGUCCUCGAGUUUAUCAUCAAGGGCGUAAAAAUAAUGACUGAGAAGUUCGAGCGCUACAAAGGCAUACUGGACGAGAUCGAAUUGAGGUCUCCGCUCCUGGACAACGAGCAGUCACGGUUUGGUUUUCCAUCACAAAAUCAGCAAAGGCCAGCUUCCCAGGAACCCGGACAGGGAUCGCCAAUGAACUCAGCCCAGUCGGAGGAGGUCAUUGAGGCCAUACUGAACUCGCAGGAUGCCCAGCUGCUGGAGAAGGCGUUCGAGACGCAGAUGCAAAUUAACGAUGAGGAGGAGAAAACGGACGAAAAGCGCCAUAUAGAUGAGUUCUACUACAAACAGUUUGCGGUGCCGCUGCGACAGUUUUACGCGGAACUGAAGAACAUCGACUUGGAUCAGUUAGUAAAGCAGCAUCAGGAGUGGUUCGAGUGCAAGGAGAACUUCACUUCCCUUCUGGAUGAUAUUCUGAGUGCGAUUAAGCGCGACGAUGAGAACAUGAUUUCGGACUGCUACUAAUGUCUGCAGAUCCGGGGCUAAGCCGAUUUAUAGUCGAAACCACUCUGUGAAGUAAACUUAACGUGUUUUUUCUUGAAAUUUAAACUAUUUUUGAUAACUAUGUACGUUACAAAUAAAAUGAGAUUUUAUUCCGCCACCACAAAACAUAA